Messenger RNA from Gryllus bimaculatus (two-spotted cricket), 1738 nucleotides. The record is from the annotation of a GenBank genome assembly. NCBI's taxonomy places the organism in Eukaryota, Metazoa, Arthropoda, Insecta, Orthoptera, Gryllidae.
CUGCUCAACCAAUCACCAUUUUGGCGGGCUAUGGGAUCGUAUGCAGGCGCCAAUGUCUAACGUCCCGUCUUGUUGAACUGAUCCUGUCGGAGUGGUGAUUGCGAAAUAAGAAGCAUAGUCAAUAUUAAAUAACAGAAGAGAUGGCUUCCCGGGGAGAAAACCGACUACAUCAGUAUAAACGUAGGGCUCCCGAGCAAGAAACUCGCCGAAAGAAACUUGCAGAUGAACGGCGAGCUAAACGGCUAACCGCCCGAACGGAAGCAUUCUCUGCUUUCAGAGGAAUCACGGAAGAAGACGAAGAACAACCACCACCACCACCACCCCCUGCAAAUACUAGGAAGCAAAAACUGGAAGAGUGGAAGAAGAGACGUCAAGUAGCCCCAAAGCCAGAAAGAAAAGGAAAUGUAAAGAAACCUGCCUUUGUGUUCAAAAAAGUAACCUACAAUGAUACACAUUUAUACAAACCUCUUGAAUCGUCCACCUUUUGUCCCCCUAAAGGUAUCGUGCCUGUACACUCUUCACAACCUGGUCGGCAGCUAAGGUCUCGUGCAAGGAAUCAGCACAAUGGGCCACCGCAGAGUAUAGGGGAAGUUCUGAAUGCUUUUGCCACUGCUAUGGCAAAAACUAAACCAGCAAAAAAAAUGUCGAAAGUUCCCAAAGGACUGAUUCCUGCUGCAAAAGUGAAAAAGGUUGAGGAUUUGAAUAGGACGUUUGAUGGCACACCCACUCCAGAACAAAGUGUAGUGCUUCCAGAGGUUACUAAUCCAUUUAAUUUGGAAACUUUUUCCAAAAUAGAGACCAAACCGUUAGGGGGGCCCCAGGAGCAACCUGCAGAGAAACUUCCAGAGACGUCUGCCAACUAUUUUAGGUCAUUGCAUCAUGAUGCUGUUGAAAAGUUGAAUAAUUUAUGCAAUACUUGGACAAAGCGACAAUCUCAGGAUCUACCAGAUUCCAUUAAUGAUGACAUAGAUGUUGCUGUAGGUUAUGCCCAGUUACUGAUUUCUCAAAAACUACAGCAAUUUCUAGACCUUAUUGUAGAACAUGAAGACACAAAUAGCUCUACUGAAUUAAAGGUUUUGUCAACUGAUCUUGAUGGUUUCUGGGGGAUAGUAAACAAUCAGCUUAAAGAUAUUCAAAACAAAUUUGAUAAGCUUGAAACCUUGAGACUAAACAACUGGCAAGACUCUAAUACCAGCUUGCUACCAGGGAAAGGUACUACUGAGAAUAAUUCCAAGAAGCCAAAGGCAAAGGCAAAAGGACAUGCUUCAACAGGCCUUCGAUCUUUUCUUGCUCAAGCUCGAAAACAGGCACAGGCAGAUGUUGGUGAAAACAACAAAGCAAGCGUUGUAUUCAACAGUUCAUUAAUGCAGACCAGACUGACUAGUCCUAUAGUAAUGCGAGUGACCUCAAGAGCUAAGCAGUUAGGAUCACCUCGAACUCCUACAGUUUCCACAUCCAGAAGUCCAUUUCGUAAUAUCCAGUCUGAAAAUGUGCAAGAGACUGUACAAACUCCAAAAAGUACCAGAAGGACAUCAUCUCACAAAAGGGUAUUACUUUCAGGGUCCUCUUCUUUACGCCGGUCUACGAGAAUUAUGAAAAAGAUUGAUGUGGAAAAUCUUAAUUAAAUAGUUUCCCUUUUUGUAAUAUCAUAUUUUAUUCAUGUACUUUUUAUUUGUUUUAUUGUAUAUGUAUAACUUCCUAUGUAAAAUAAGACUGUUUUAUCCAAUUUAACAAAGGG